Panicum hallii is the source of this 1148-nucleotide messenger RNA. Its product is annotated as myosin IC heavy chain. The record is from RefSeq and is a predicted model, not a curated record. Gene Ontology annotation, molecular function: cytoskeletal motor activity. Gene Ontology annotation, cellular component: myosin complex. Bases 46 to 687 code for a protein of 213 amino acids. Lineage: Eukaryota; Viridiplantae; Streptophyta; Magnoliopsida; Poales; Poaceae. The transcript has 4 exons.
UCGUCAUUUCGCGUCUCCACCAAUUUUUCUGCAACUAGCUCGCCGAUGGACCGGUUCCGGCCGCUCAUGCGGAUCCAGGUGGAGCCCGAGCCAGCGCAGCCGCCGGCGCCGGCUGCGGGAGCUGGCGGGGACGCGGCGCGGGAUGAGUCUCCGGCGCCCGCGGCGGGGCUGCUCAUGGGGGCCAAGGUGAGGCGCCGCGCGGCGGUGUACCGCGACUGCAAGGGCGACUACAUCGGCGUCCCCAACGAUCCCUGCCUCACCAAGAUCCUCUCCAAGCAAGGGGACAACAAAGUUCUGUUUGCAGACAAGGUAUUGAAGUUCACUCAAUCAGGAAAGAUGAAAAGGCGCAUCCUGGUGAUCACAGACUUUGCUCUAUACCUUGUUGAUCCCGAUGCCGAUAUAUUGAAGAGGAGGAUAGCACUUGCAGCCGUGGAUAAGCUAUGCAUUAGCAACCUCAGUGAUAACUUCUUUGCGAUCAUUGUGCCGACUGAGUAUGAUUGUUUAAUGGCCAGCACUAGAAAGAAGGAAAUUGUUAAUGUCAUAGUUAAGGCUAUCAAGAGCACAUCUGAGUUUGAACCUGAAGUGGCUUUCUCUAACAGGUUUGAGUAUCAUGCAGCUGCGGAAGUGACUAAGGUGGUCGAAUUUGAGGAUGUUGACGGGAGCAUUAAAACCAGGAUCACGAACUAGGAGAAGUCGUGAUCCAGAACUCAUGGAUAGUGGUUCCCUGUAAACUGUAUAGCUCUUUCAGUUUCAAACGGGUGUUAUCUUCACAUGUGUGGCUGUAUGUGCUCUGUAUUUUACUAGAUAACUGUGUGUCAGCGCCUCACUCUAUUGAGCCCUGGGCUUGGAUAAGAUCAGGCGAGUAGUGCUACUGCUAAACCCCAGGAGCCAAUGGAGUGCAGGAAAAUCCUACUGAACUGAGUGAGGUAUUUCAUGGGCCUUGGCUCCGCCUUAGGUUUGGGGCACUGGCCGCUUCACAAAGCAAAUACGUAUCAGCAAAGGUCAAUUAUGCAUUUUAGCUAUGGCUGGUACCACUGUACCCUUUUUGAUCAUAUCAACGGAGAAGUUCAUUUUCAACAUCACUUCUGUUUAUUAUAUUUUAUUUUGUAUGCAAAUAAUAAUUCAAGUAGUCUGCAACGUUGUAUGCU